Molecule: messenger RNA, 1920 nt
Organism: Indicator indicator
Lineage: Eukaryota; Metazoa; Chordata; Aves; Piciformes; Indicatoridae
Gene: PDE1A
Product: phosphodiesterase 1A
Exons: 15
Coding region: 1-1920 (639 amino acids)
Biological process (GO): signal transduction
Molecular function (GO): 3',5'-cyclic-nucleotide phosphodiesterase activity
Source: RefSeq, a predicted model, not a curated record
AUGGGGGCUCGAGUGACAGAAACACCUCGGGAACUGGAAAGUGCCUCUAUAAAGUAUCAAAUUGGAGGACAUGCAGAGAAAAUGUGGCAACGACUCAAAGGAAUAUUAAGAUGCCUGGUAAAGCAGCUGGAGAAGGGUGACAUUAAUGUGGUGGAUUUAAAAAAGAAUAUUGAAUAUGCAGCAUCUGUGCUGGAGGCAGUUUAUAUUGAUGAAACCAGGAAGCUUUUGGACACUGAGGAUUCUGAACUGUCUGACAUUCAAUCGGAUUCGGUCCCGCUGGAAGUGCGGGACUGGUUAGCCUCUACAUUCACGAGGGAAAUGGGGGUAGUGAGGAGAAGACCUGAAGAAAAGCCCAAAUUCCGAAGCAUUGUACAUGCUGUACAGGCUGGGAUUUUUGUAGAAAGGAUGUACCGAAAAACUUCUAGCAUGGUUGAUUUGGCUUACCCAGCAGAAGUGAUAGCAACAUUUAAGGAUGUUGAUAAGUGGUCCUUUGAUGUUUUUGCCCUAAAUGAAGCAAGUGGAGAGCACAGUCUGAAAUUUAUGAUGUAUGAGCUGUUAACCCGAUAUGACCUUUUGAGCCGUUUCAAGAUCCCUGUUCCCAAUCUUAUUUCAUUUGCUGAAGCUCUUGAAGUUGGUUACAGCAAAUACAAAAAUCCAUAUCACAAUUUGAUCCAUGCAGCCGACGUUACUCAAACUGUGCAUUACAUACUGAUUCACACUGGUAUCAUGCACUGGCUCACAGAACUGGAAAUUUUAGCAAUGAUCUUUGCAGCUGCCAUCCAUGAUUAUGAGCAUACUGGGACCACAAACAACUUUCAUAUUCAGACCAGGUCUGAUGUUGCAAUAUUGUACAAUGAUCGUUCUGUUCUUGAAAAUCAUCAUGUAAGUGCUGCAUAUAAACUCAUGCAAGAAGAGGAAAUGAACAUCCUGACACAUUUAACCAAAGAUGACUGGAGGGAGUUGCGUAGCUUGGUCAUUGAGAUGGUCUUGUCCACGGAUAUGUCAGGUCAUUUUCAACAAAUUAAAACGAUGCGGCAUACUCUCCAGCAGACAGAGGGGGUAGACAAAGCCAAAGCCAUGUCUUUGAUUCUACACGCAGCAGACAUAAGCCAUCCAGCAAAAUCCUGGGAACUGCACUACCGGUGGACCAUGGCCCUGAUGGAAGAAUUUUUUCGACAGGGAGACAAGGAGGCUGCUUUAGGUCUUCAAUUUUCCCCACUUUGUGACCGCAAGUCUACUUUGGUAGCUCAGUCCCAAAUAGGCUUCAUUGACUUCAUAGUAGAGCCAACGUUUUCUCUUCUUACUGACUCAAUGGAGAAAAUUGUUAUGCCUCUUAUAGAGGAAGCAUCAAAAUCUCAAAGUCCUGCAUUUGGGACACCCAGCCAAUGUAAUUUGGGAGCAGUAAGCAAUGUUGAAGCACAAAAACGAACCAGUUUUAAAAGUCCAAGUGAUGGAGGGACUUACACAGAAAUUUCUCUAGCAGCUGUAGACCUAAAGAGCUUUAAGGACAACUUGAUGAAGAUCAUUCAAGCAAAUAAAGAAAGAUGGAAAGAACUAGCAGUAGAAGAAGAACCGGGGAAAAAUGUUGGUGAACAGGAAAAAGACCAAAGCAGAAAUUCCACAGAUGCAGAGUUAAAGGAAGAGACAACAAGGAUACAAAAUGAGAGUAGUCAGGAAAGCGAUGGUACAACCUGUCCUCCCAGAUCCAUCGUCCUACAAGUAGUCUCUUCCGAUACUCCUCUGAGUGAUGAAUCCAGCUCAGAAAAGUGCACUAACUCUGAUCCGAACCAGAAAGAUCUCACCGAUGCCCAGCAAGAAUCACAGAAUAUUGACCCACUGAAUGGGGAGCCUAGACAUUGUAAGAAGUCAGAAGAUAUAGUAAAAGGCACUGAGCAGAAUGAAGCACUGAUACAGAACUAG